Diorhabda carinulata is the source of this 9069-nucleotide messenger RNA. RefSeq lists its product as uncharacterized. Gene Ontology annotation, biological process: positive regulation of voltage-gated potassium channel activity; regulation of synaptic transmission, cholinergic; sleep. The record is from RefSeq and is a predicted model, not a curated record. The transcript has 3 exons. Bases 104 to 550 code for a protein of 148 amino acids. NCBI's taxonomy places the organism in Eukaryota, Metazoa, Arthropoda, Insecta, Coleoptera, Chrysomelidae.
AUAUAUGUAUAUGUCAAAAGUGUAAUCAAAACAAAAAGUUUACACGCCCAUGAAUUGAUUACUAACAAUAAUAAUAAUUACAAAAGUGGUCUUUAUAUAAAUCAUGAAAUUAUUUUGGUUUUGUUUUAUUAUCAUUUUUAUAAAGUCUCAAAUAAAUUAUAGUGAGGCAGUAAGAUGUUACCAAUGUGGUUCUGAUAACCCACAUGACGAUAAUUGUGGUGCAUAUAAAAAAUUUGAUAAAAUAAAUCAUAUAGCAAUUGAUUGUAACAGUGAAGAAAGUCAUAUGCCUGGUUCAUUUUGCAUGAAAGUCACUCAACAAAGUCCCAGAGGAUUUGUUUGGGAUGGUAGAUGGAGGCAAGUCAUUAGGAGGUGUGCAUCUGUUGCAGAAACUGGUGUUACUGGAGUUUGCAAUUGGGGUGUAUAUGAAAAUGGUAUUUAUUGGGAAGAAUGCUAUUGUUCUGAAGAUGAAUGCAAUGGUGCUAAUAUCAGUACAGUAUCAAUAUUACUAAUUGUUACUUGUUUAACCUUUUUAAGGUAUAUUAUAGGAUAAACAAAACAUAUUUCUAGGAACAAAACAUUAAAAAGUAUUUUUCACUAAAUAGUAGGUAAAAAGGCAACUGUAUUAAUGAAUUUUUAAAUUCGUUUGUAUGAAAACUCGUAUCACACAUUUUUCAACAUUCAUGUAAGAAAAUUCAAAUGGAAUAAAUUCAUUAUUGCAGUUCCUAUACAUAUAAAAAAUCUCGAAACUUGUUGAAUUUAAAUUAAGCAUUGAUAUUAACAGGCAUAAUUGUCUAUUUUUUAUAUGGAAAGUUAUUUUAAUUAAUUAUCUGGUAUCUAUUCUCAUUUCUCGUGUUUACUUGUUUCUAAGUUUGGCCGUGGUCUUUGCAUUUACUUUCAAUUUAUUUGGUCUCUUUUUUUAUUUCAUCUGAUCAUAUUUUACCUUUCUGAAUCCCUAUUGUAAUAAUAAGAUUGUUAUAUAAUGUCCAGAAUUAUCUACAUCAAUUGAUUAAUUAAUUAAGUACAUCCUAAAAGGGUACUGCUCUGUGAAUUUUUUUUAAACCGAUUAAUUAGACAACAGUUUCAUGUGAGAAAGGAGAAAAAUCAAAACCUUCUUUUUACAUGUAUAUGUCAAAACAGUUUUGAUUACCUACAGAGAUCUUGGGGUCAUUCAUUCUAUAUGAAUAAAGAGUAGUUGAGAAUUGUAAGUGAAGAUUAUAAUUCUUCAAUUUUCAAUUAUUUAGAGAAAUUCUAAAAAUUUUUACUUUUCUACUUGAUAAACGUUACAGUUUUUCACAAGUUAUUGUUAUUCAAUUUACGAAAAAAAGUGUAUAUAAAGAAAUAAUCUUGAUAUUAGAUAUUUUAUCAGCUCUAAAAGUUGAUGUACAUAAUUCUGGAACUUUUUUUAUAAUUUCAUAUAGGUAUUUAUAGCUUAUAACAAUUAUUUCAAAUGUGAUACUUGCUUUUCAUGAAAUAUUUAUUAUUCUUAUCAAUGAAUCUUUAUUUUGGUUUUUUUCUCAAAAUCAAUUGCAUUUCUUAAUGAAAAUAUUUGUUUUAAUUUUUUUAUCUAAUGUUAAAAUGAAAUAUUUUUCAAAGAGGUUAUAAAAGAAUCUCGCAACUAUUAUGAACCAUUUUCUUGUUCAGCUGAAUUACCAGCAAAAAUAUUACAAUUUUUCUAUAGUAUUUAGUAUGGAGGGUAAAGGUAAGGAGAACCAUCUCUGUGCUACAAAUUCUUUACGUUAGGGAGGCGCUACUAGUACAUAAGUGUAAAUUUUAAAUAAAGCGCUAGUAAUUCAAAAAAGACAGAGAAAGAAAGAAGUGAUAAUUGACACUGUUUUUCUAGAAAUUCACUAUAAUUAAUUAACAGUCGGCGUUAUCUCAAAUUAGCUUUUCUAGGUUAUAUUUACAAAAUUAUUUUGUACUUUAUGAAUAGUUUAGAUUUUGUAUACCAAUAUUUAAUUAACGACUGUAAUCAUUUAAAAUUUUUUAACACUGCAUACUACAUACACACAAUUUCCCUUGAGACGAGCCCGUCCCUCUAGGCAUCCACCCCCGGAUAAAUCCACGAGUGGGUAUGAAGAAGAACAUUCCACCACCUCCUGUCAUUUCGACAGGUCCUCAUCCACUUUCGCGUCGCAGUUUCGCGCGUAGACUCCUUCCUCUCCCCUGAGGUCUAUGGGAGAUUCUGGGAUGUCUUAUCUUUUUGUUAAGAGAUUAGCCUGUUGGCUAUACACUCUUGGGUUCUUGGUCUGGACGUCUUCAUGUGUGUGUGUGUUUCGCUGCCUCGGGUAAACCUCUUCCUACCUCCUACCGGUAGGAAAAGAUCUAAUCCGAGUGGUCCUUCGCCUUCUCUAUAGCUGUCCCCGAUGUAUGCUUAUGAAAUGCAGAGUUACCGUGUCUUGUGGGUUGACUCUAUCCAUCCAAUUGUCUUCUGGGCCUCUUGUGUUUCUUGUAGUCUUCCUUAGUGUAUCUUAUGAGUUCCUUCAAUUCUUCGUUGGGGUGCGUUGCCAACUCCUCGAAUAGCUUUACUGCCCUAUGGUCCAUAAUGUCUAAUACUUUUUCAGGUCCCGUUUCUCCGUAUAUUUCCUCGCUACUUGUUGUCCAGUGAACAUUUAGUGCUUGUCUCGGCGUUAUGUUUUGUUGAGCCUGUAGUUUCUUCCUGUCCGAUUAAUCCGCAUAGUCUUGCUCUCGCUUGUCUCACUUUAUCAACAGUGUUUUCCACGUGUUCGUUGAAAGUGAGACUUUGGCCUAGUGUUACGCCUAGGUAUUUUGCCUUUUUUGUCCACUGGAUUUCUUCGUUGUUAAUUUUUAUUUUCCGGUCGGGUUGGUGGCUCUUUUUUUUUUCUAGAAGAGAACUGCUUGGCUUUUCUCGCAGUUGUCCUGUAUUUUCCAUGUUUUGCACCAUUCGUCAAUCUUUUUUGCGGCAUUUUGGAGUCUUCGUGAUGUUUUUCACCUUAACGCACCUUGUUGCUAUUGCGGUGUCGUCCGCAUAUAGCGCUGCCAAGGUGUUUUCCGUUUUCGGGAUGUCUGCUGUGUAUAUAUUAUACAGCAUUGGUGAUAGUACCGCUCCUUGCGGUACUCCCGCCUGCUGCUCUCCGACUUCCGAUUUUUCGUUUGCAACCUUCGCCUGAAACUUCCUGUCAUUGAGGUACGUGCUCAGGAGUUUUAUGAGCGGUUUUGUAUAUCCUGCCUCUUUCAUCUUGUAGAGCAAGCCCUCGUGCCAUACUCGGUCGAAGGCUUUGCUUACGUCUAGGAAGAUUACCCCUGUGGAUUCUUUCUGGUUGAAACCUUGAGUAGUAUAUUCUACUAGUCUCAAAAUUUGUUGUUCGGUGCUGUGGUUUUUCCUGAAGCCGAAUUGUUUCUCUGGUAUAGUGUUUAAUGUCCUUGUUUGUUCGUUCAGAAUCCUCAGUAUCACUCUCUCUGCGAUUUUACUCAUGGCAGGUAGCAAACUUAUCGGUCUAUAGUUUUGGGGGAAAGUGGGGUCUUUACCGGGUUUUCUCAGCAUGAUAAUGUCUGCUUGUUUCCAUCUCGAUGGGAAGUGUUUUAUCUUCAGCAUGCCACUUAUUAUGUUCGAAAGGUAUGCCAUACCUUUUUUUGGCAUGUUUUUCAGCGCUCUGUUUGAGAUUCCGUCUACUCCCGGUGCUUUCCUUGCUGAUGCAAACCUAAGUAAUUCCUUCACUUCCAUCGGUGUUGCGAAUCCUAGGGUUUCUUGGUCCUCCUCGUCUUCUAGGUAUUCGUUUAUAUUUUCUUCUAUCAUGUCUGAGAAGUCCAUGUCUUCGUCGGGAUGCUCGUUCAGUGUGAACUGAAGUUCCAUUGUGUUUUUCAGCUCUUCUGCUUUCUCUUUGUCUGUGUACGCCAUCCCGUUGCUUCCGUGUAUUGGCGGCAUUGGUUUUCUUUAUUCUCUUAGGACUUUAGAUAUGUUCCAUAAUCCGGGUUUUUGCGGGUCUAAUUCGUUUAUCCUUCUGUUCCAUUACUCGCUUCUGUGUUCCUGUAAUUUUUCUUGAAUUUCCUGUUUCAUUUCCCUGACUCUCCUUCUUUCUUCUGGGUUUUGUGUCCUUUGGGCUCUUCUAGCUAUUGGGUUUUUCUCCCUAAUCAGAUUUCUCAGAUCGUCGCUUAUAUUUUUGAAUCUGCCGUAUUUGUCUGCUAUAGUCAUUGUGGUACUUCGUUCUAUCGCUUCUGAUAGUGCUUCUUCGAAGAAACAGACCUGUUCUUCUAGUAUCUCCUUGCUUUUUAUUUCCGUGAUUGGUCCUAACAGCUGUCCUGUUAGCCUUCUGAAUUUGUCCCAGUUGGUUUUUCUCACGGUUCUUCCUGUUUGUCUGUUGCCGCUACCAAUGGUAACGACGAUUGGUGAGUGAGCGUCGCCGCCGUCUAUGGUCCCGAUUACCACAGGCAUCGUCAUGUCUCUCAACACAUCGAUGUCUAUAACCUCGGGCCCUCCUCCGUUUGGUGGGUAGUGUGUCGGUCUUACUGGUCCUAUCGCUUGAUAGGAUGAUGGGUGAUCUUCUAUGAUCUUUUCCAAGUUUCUUCCUUCUCUGUUUCUUCUUGUGCUGUACCAUGCAGGGGACUUUGCAUUCAGAUCUCCUAUGAUAAUGCCUUUUUUAACAUCUGGGAGUACUGCUAACACGUCUUCUUCGUGUAUUGUGGUGUCAGGCCGCACAUAUGCUGAUAUUAUUCUAAUAACCCCGUAUGAUGUUUUAAUGACUACUAUUGUUGCCUCCAUGCUAAGUAGUCCGUCCGGUCAGUUUAUUCGGUGUUGGCACAACUCUUUUUUCACUAAAAUCGCUGUACCUCCGGAGCGUCCGUUUAUGUCGUCUCUAUAAACGUUGUAGCCUGGCCAGGUGAAUCUGUGUGUGUUACCUGGCAAUCUCGUUUCUUGUAGUGCGAAAAUAUCGUAAUCUUCUUCCUCCAAGAUCACUCCCAUGGUGUUUUCGUUUGUUCGUAGUCCUCCUGUGUUCCACGAGCCGAUCUUUAUUUGACUAGGAAGGUUGUUUGUCAUUUUAUUUUGCUUGUUGGGCUAUUAGUGUACCUAUGAGUGCCUGCAUGUUCUGCAGCAUACUCAAUAUGUCACCCGUUACUUGUGUUUUUUGUGCCGUUGAAGCUGACGAAGUUUUCUUGGCCGUUUGGGCGUAGCUAACUCCUGGGGUCGUUGUUUUUGUUUCUCCUUUUUUUGGAUUUUUUGGAUACCCCCUGUAGUUAGCUUGGUGAUCUCCUGCGCAGUUCAUGCAUUUUGGUUUUUCGGUCUAGCUCAGGGUGCAGUCCGCUGCCCUGUGAGCUCCUGCGCAUCUUACACAUCGCACGUCCAUGUUGCACGUGCUCUGUCCGUGGUGGAAACUUUGGCACCUGUAGCAUUGUACAGGUCCGUCGUGUUUUUUCUGUUCUACAACACUUAUCUUCGUGUGGCAGAGAUAUCUCAAGUUUUUGUAAGACUGCUCUUCUGCAGGCUCGAUAACUACCAUGUAUAUUGUUAUCAAUUUUCUUGUGUUGUCUUCAUUUUUUUGAGUAUAGCUCGUGAGUUGCCAUACUUUUUUGGGUUUCAGUCCUUUUUCCCUCAGCUCGAUUUCUACUUCCGAUGCUGGGGUGUUCACUGCUAGUCCUUUUAUUACUAGCUUUCUUUCUUUCUCUUCUUUGAGUGCGAACGUAUACUACUCUAUUUCUUUGUGCUCGCUCAGGAGCAUCUUCAUUUUGUUGAAAGUCAUCCACUGACUGCGUGGUGAUCUUUCCUGUAAAGCUGCCCAUUUUGCAUUGGGCGUUGAUAUUUCUCUGUAUCAGUUGUUUUCUGAUAACAGUCCACAUCAGUGGGGAUUUCAAUAUGAUUGGAAGUGGCCUCUUCUCUGGUUUUUUUUGUUUUUCUUCCUCGUCUCUCUUUAUUUUUUUUAAUUCUUCCUCUAUUUCUUUUCCACUUUCAUUACUGUCGUUUUUGUUUUCUUGCGUGGUUUUGUUUUUCGCUUUCUUUCGUUUUCUUUUGUUUUUCACGUGAAAUCCUCCUCUUCCAUUGGGCAGUCUUCGCUGUUGGAUUCCUCCAUGACUAUGGUCGGGCACUCGCAUUUCCUUUCCCACAUUUUGUUUUCCGUUUCCUUUUUUUGGUUAUUUUCAACUUGUUCUGUGUGAGUUUUGUUACUUUGUCCUCUAGUGCUUUCAUUGUUUCCUUCAUGUUGUCCAUUUUUACCAGAUUUAUUUCAAUUGUUCUUUUCAAUUGCUUAUUUUCUUCCUUCGUUUCAUUCAGUUCUUCUUUCUUUCUUUCUUUUCAGUUCUUCAUUUGUGGUAUCAAGAAGUUUCCUAUCUUUCGAUGUUCCCCUAUCGUAGGGUUUUUCUCUACAUUUGAGGUUUUCAGGCUCCAUGCCUGUACUCUUGUCUUAGUAAUUCUCUUUUUUUUUUAAAUUUCCUACAAUUUCCUUGAAAUUACCUAAAAAUAAAAUGUUAAGCCGUGCUGAGAAGUACGGUUGUUUCGAAAACGGAAAAAUUCCGCACAAUCAAAUUUGUGUUAACAAACACAAUUCUUUCAUGCCAAACUAUUUUCUAUCAUUAUAAAUAAAAGGCUGUGUCAAAGCACAGCUACCUGCAAUAAAGAAAGUUUAAUCAGUGUCUCACCUGAGUACCUGAGUCCGCUUUCACUUCACUUCACUCUCGCACUUGUUCACUCGUCGAAGUCUCGGUGUCAACUAGACUGCAUACUUCAUUCUAUUUGAGUGAGGUCAUUCAAAUAAGACGGGCGGAAGACUGAACUGAACGAUCCGACAGGAACGCCAUUCAGGUCAAAUUUUAAAUUAUAAUUUACUGUCUACAAGCGGACAGGUUUUAACCUAAGCCCCCAUAUGAGAUGGCCCUCCUUACCUCUACCCUCCAUAGUAUUUAGAAUAACAAAAUUUGUACAACAUUGCGAUCAUUUCUCGAGUGAAGGAAUACAAUUUUUUAGUGUAGUAUCUCCAAUUUUUAUUUAAAACUAAUUUUUUUUCAAUAUAAUGGAUAAUAAUAUGCUCGAAUGUGCCUUCUAUUAGAUACUUAUGGUAAUAUAUUGCACCAGCCAGAUUUUAUACGUUUAUAAAAUAGUUUUAAGACAAAACUUUCUGCCAUUCAUACCACAAUAUAAAAUUCUAAUAAGAAAUAUUUUACCUAUUAGGUUGCCAUAGGUUAAGGACUCCCUAGACACUGUUAGUGAGAUUUGGUCGUCAUAACAAAAAAAUGUGCUUUAUUUCACUUUACAUGUUGCAUAUUUAUAAAUUCUUUCAAAAUAAAUAUUAUUUAUUUGCAUUAAAAUUUAUAAAUCUUUGGUGAAUCAUGAAAAAAAUGAACCAAAUAAUAGUACAGGCAAAUUAGGCGAUUCUGAGAUAAAACCUUAAAUUAAAUUAGGCAGUUUUAAUUUUCUAGAUUCUGGGUGGUUUUGGGAUACUGAAUAAGUCUAGCAACUCUUAACAAAAUUACGGGCACGAGUUUUCGAAAUUUGAGGUUUAAAACUCAAAAAAAUAUUGAAAUAUUCGAAAACCUUGGCCUCCCAGAUAACUCUCCUCCAUUCUUCUCGAUCUACUUUUCUCCGCCACCUUCGGACGCCUAGUAUUUUUAAGUCCUGUUCUACGUCGUCCUGUCAUCUUAUGCGUGGUGGUCAUGGAAGCCUGCGCCCUUCCGGCUUUUGUAGGUAUGCAAGUGAUUCCUCUACCCUCUGACAUCCAUUUGACGUGACCAAGCCAUCUUAGUCUCGUUCUCUUGAUCUCUGCUACCAGGCUGGGCUCUCCGUAAGUCUCAGCGUUAGUACAGAUGCGCUAUUCUCCUUGGUCUUGGCCAUAGAUGCGCCGAAGUACUUUCCUCUCCCACGAGUUGAAUCUCAGUUUAUCCCUAGCAGUCAUUGCCCCGAUUUUAGAAGCAUACAUGACAACUCUUUUGUGCGCUUGCUGAGUAGGCGGGAUUUCGGCAUAUUUUGGGCACUGUCAUUCGCCUUGUUUCUAGCUUUCACUCUCUCCUGUAUCUCCUGCAGUUUCGUUGUUUUCAGUUAUGAGGAAACCAAGGUAUUUAAAGUUGUCAACAGGCUCGAAGGUGUAGUUAUCUACCUUAAACGCUGCAGUGUCUGCGCAGUCUCGGCUACACGACAUAAGCAUGUACUUCGUUUUAGCUUCUUUCACAUUGAGCCCCGCUCGAUUGGAUUCCUAAUUAAGUGUCCGGAAGUCCUCUCUAAGCUCUAAUUCCCUCCUGCUUAGCAGAUCGUCUGCGUAGGCCACCUUUUGUCUUAAUCGGUUAAGUAGGUUUCCUCCCGGGUUGGUCUGCAGCCUCCUAAAUAUUCUUUAAAAGGUCAGUUUGAAUAGAAUACAAAAAAAGCAGCCUGUUGCUUCAGACCUCCUAUGACGUUGAAUCGGCGUGAUGUUGUGACGGCUACCUUCACAUUGCAAUUGGUGUUGCAAAAGGCUAUUGUCAACUGUCUUAUUAGCUUGUCUGGACCACCAAGUACACUUACUGUUCCUCAAAUGUAGCACUUUUCAAGGCUACAGAGGAUGGUCAAUAUGUGGUCUGUCGUUGCUCUCUCUUGUAAAACCACAUUGGUAGUUUUCAAUCAUUCGCUCUGCGUACACAUCCAGCCUUCCCGACAGUAUCCUGGCGUUUACCUUGUAGGUAACGUUCAGUAGGGAAAUGCCUCUGUAGUUGGCGCAGUUUAGUGUUUUGAUCCCUUUUUGUAGAUAGGGCAGAUGAGUGCUGUGCUACAUUCUUUUGGCAUGGAUUCCACCUGAUGAGUCGAUGGAUCCUUGCCUUAAGUUGUUCCGCAUUUCAAAAAAAUUUACUUAUUAAGACUAAUAUAUCCGUCCAUUACUCUAAUUUUUAUCUCGAUAAUUCAUUUUGUAUAUUUUUUAUUAAUUUUAUUCACUCUAACAAUAAAUUAAGGAAUGUUUGUUUAAAGGUGUAACGAAUAUUCGGUAUUUAACAAUUUUCUCGCCGAAUAUUCGUUAUUCCGCCGAAUUACAAUUUGUGGCAUACCUAUCAAAUAUUUUUAUAUUUAGACUGUCCAAUCAAAGUUGUAUUCCAUUUUUUUAUAUAUAUUGUUAUGUUUUUACCACUUUUUGAAGUUUUAAUAAAGUAUAGCUUUAUAAUAAA